UGGCAGUGACGUUGUAGUGAGUUUACUCGCUUGCAUGAGAGGAUCACGAGACUGUUUAAAAGCGCACGGACACACACACACACAAGCGCUUGUAAGAACUGUACAUACAUACAUGCAAACAUACACAAAAACGCACUAUAACACUGCUAAGAAAAAUCCUGGACACGAGAUGGGCUUCCUAUUCGUGGUACAACUUAUCAGGAGGUAGUAAUUGUUUGGAAAGCACGCUGCAGUAGUAACUUUAGAUGAGCACUAUUGCGUCAAACCGAAUUAAAGAUAAUUUAUUUUAUAACUUGCGCACGACAACCACAAACAGAUGCACACCUUUCAGAAACCAGGGGAGCAAAACUGGCUUUUCUUCGUUUUCUUUUUUAACGCGCAGUUUUGUUUUUUUUUUAAAUGUAAAUUUGUGCAAAAUAACAUGCUUUAAAUAUCUGGACCUUGUAAGAUGAUUUAUUUUAAGAGAACAAAUUUAGGAUUUGAUUAUGUUGCUGUAAAGUAUGUUUUUAAUUCCAAACGAGUAUGCAGCUAGGCUGACUGAAGAAGCACCUGACAGGAGGUGAGCGCACCAAGAAGUCUGUUUCAACAAGCUUCAUUAGAACACACCACAAAACUUCACGUAACGGAAUUCAACUUGUCAAAUGUACAAAUGGGGGAAUGGCAUCGGCAAGCUCUUUUGCAAACCCAACAUAAAAGUAAACAUUAAGUUCGAAGUAAAAUAAUCUAGUUAUAUUUUUUUAUUUAUUUUCUUCGAAUUGUUGCUUUCUCUUUCGACAAGAGAAACUUCACUUUGUAUCAUGCGAAGUAGUCGAUUAUUUUUCAUGAUUUUAACAGCUGUGUUUUUAGCUGAGCUGGAGCUUACCUUCGAAAAAUCACCCCCGGGUAUUAUUCUUAAUAACAGAAAUACACCUAAUCCUGCUAAUGGCAACACUAAAAAAGACGACAAUCAGACUUACAUGUCUCGACUUAAGAGGAAAAAUCUGGCUGUGGAUUUUGCCAUCCCAGCUCUCUUCCGAACCUACUUGUCAGAGCUGAUGAAGCGCCCAUUGAACAGCGAUUGUCAGACUUACAAUUCGUGCUAUACGGUGCGAUCCAGCUUGAGAAUGCGGUGCCAGCCUCUACAAAGGACUGUCUGUACUUUACUGGAGACCAAAUCCAAUGAGCCAAAAAGUCUCGAGACAGACAACUCCACCGGCGCUGGACAGCUCCCCUAUAAACGCAAGCGGCCGCCGUCCAAGGUUCUGAAUUUAGGUUUGAGCAAACCCAGCAGGAAAUCUAACCAGAUUGUGGUUGAGAUAGGGGACACAGACGUCCGUGCCGGUUGUGGUAGCUUAGCAUCUGAAGAGGAUGCCUCCGUAGUUUUCCUGAAGAUGGACCUUUCUCGGGUGGUGGACAGGUGGUUGGGUGCCGAGGGGGGUCGGCUGAGAGUCCGGCUUAUGCCCGAGAGAAGAGCACAAGUCCCGGAGAGGGGGGAUAACUUUUCUGCAGCAAUCAGGGCAGCAGAUCCCCGUCUCUUUCUUCAAAUCACUUCUCAUGGAUACAAGCAAACCGAACCCGGCACCAAGAACAACUCCCUCUCAGGCCAAGCAACCCCCCAAGGCCCACCUUCCAACCACUCAGAUAGAGGGAGAGACCACAUCCCACACCCACACCUCCGUGUCACUGCCAUGAUUGACAGGCGGAUCUUAUGA
This is a messenger RNA of Polyodon spathula (Mississippi paddlefish), 1691 nucleotides long. Its product is annotated as ALK tyrosine kinase receptor-like. The coding region runs from base 798 to 1691 and encodes 297 amino acids. The record is from RefSeq and is a predicted model, not a curated record. The transcript has 3 exons. Lineage: Eukaryota; Metazoa; Chordata; Actinopteri; Acipenseriformes; Polyodontidae.